CAACUUCUCAUUUUUCAUGUAUAUGUUUUGUGCUUCUGUGUAUUGUAUUUUGAAAACGUAAAGCACAUAACUGAAAUAUAUUGUUUGUAUUUGUAUUAUUUAUAAAACCGAUUUGUUGUAUCCAAAAAAUAUUUCAGAGCUGUGUGCUUUAUAGAAAACAUAAACCACCUUCAACUUUGGUCUGCUAAAAAUGGAUACUACAAUUUCUAUAAGAAUUAUUACUAUAGAUUAUUGCAUGUCAGCUCCAAUUUCUGGCUUGGAUGCUACAUAUUCAGAAUUCAGAGCAGCACCAGUGAGUCAAGUACCUAUAAUCCGUAUAUUUGGUUCAAAAUCAACAGGUGAAAAGAUUUGCCUGCAUGUACAUGGUGUAUUUCCGUACUUCUACAUACCUUAUGAUGGCACCGAGGAGCCGAACAGUUUAAUGUACAGAAUAGCAACUUCCAUUGAUAAAGCUCUAAAUUUGUCUUUUAAUCAGUCAUCUUCUACUAUUCAACAUGUGUAUAAAGUUUCAUUGGUAGCUGGAAUACCAAUGUAUGGCUACCAUAGGAAGAAGCACCAGUUUUUUAAAAUUUAUCUGUAUAACCCAGUAUUGAUAAAUAAAGUAAGUUCUUUGAUGUUCAAUGAGACUACUCUUGGAAAGAUUUAUCAGCCCCAUGAGACACAUUUAAAUUUCACUCUUCAGUUCAUGAUAGAUUACAAUCUCCAUGGUAUGAAUAACAUCAGUUUAUCAGAAGUCAGCUUUAGAGGCCAACCAGGGAACACCGUCCAACGUACAACGUCAUGCGAACUAGAGGCGGACGCCUAUUCGCGUCAUAUCCUCAACAGAGAAGAGGCAUGCGCCGGGAAAGUGACAGCCAAUCCCGGCAUCGCUGCUCUAUGGGCGGACGAACGGCAGCGAAGGCGGGACCAUGGUGGCCAAUCACAACUGGGGGCAUUCCUAGAGACUAGUCGAUGUGUUCCGCCUACCGCUAGUCACAGUGCAUUCAAGGAUGUGUUGCUGGAAAGGCUAUGCGUUUGGGUUACAGGGGUUGAUAAAGAGGAAGUAGGCGGAAAUGAUACUGUUUAUCCAGUCGAAACACCAGAUGGCGCUAACAUCCAACAAUCGUCAAUGAUAGAUUCAGACUUACCUCUAAGCACAGGUACAUCGUCCCUAAAUGAUAGCAGCAUCAAUGAUACUUUGCAAGCAAGUCAGUAUGAUAUUACCAUGGAUGAUGAUGCGUUAGAAAUGUUAAAGGUUCUGAAACAACUGGAGAGAAGUGUAGAGGAAGGAAAAGAGGAUGACUGCAUUCUAUCUCAAGUCAUGCAGGAGGAAGAAUAUGAUGAUGAAAAAGAGGUUGAUAUGACCUUACCUUUGGAAUCAGUUAUCACACCAACAAAUUCGCCAAGUCACUAUGUUUUCAGUGAUGAUGAUACAGAAAAUAUGGAUUUGGACACAACAUUAAUACCCCAGUUAGAUGGACAGUGCUUAGAUAGUGAUGAGGAAACCUUUGGUUUUCAGGAGGUUCCUACAGAAAGCAUCUUGCCGUUUCCUAAAGAAAAUAUUGGAACUGUCCAGAAAGAUUCUAAAAGAAGAAAGGAUACACAUAGAAGACGCGUCUGUACCAAAAGAAAUUUCGUCCCUAAAGCUAUGUACAUUAAAUUGAUAGACUGUAGAUGUGCUAACAAGAGUAUGCCACUUUUAGAUGAGAACUGUAAAUUUGAAGAUCCUAAAGAUAAAAGGACUGGACCGAAACCAUCACAUCUUGAGUUUAAACUCGACGAAGAAACUCAUCUGCAGACAAAAAUACCAAGUUUUAAUGAAGAUAAAGAAAUACUGAAUCCUCAUAAUGAUAUAUCAGAUAGUACAAGUAUUAGGAAGAAUCAAAUCAUAAAUUUGGACUUGAAUCGUAAUCUAGCGGAAAAAUCAAAAAAGAAAGGGAGACGGACGCCUGUAACAUUUGAUCUGACACCUACAGAAAUAGAAGUCAGAAGUUUUGAAAACCAAGUGAAAAGAAUUAAUCGACGAAAUCAUAUAAGGAUGUUGAUGACAAAAAUCCAUAGGAAGGAUAGGGCUAUAGCUUCGUUGGUGUCCAGCGGUUGUCAGCCAAAAUUCAAAGUGGUCCCAAAUAAUGAAAAAAUAAAAAAAUGCCAAUACCUUUCAUUAGAUGGCAUUAUUGAUAGCUCAGAUGACGAGAAUGACCAUGGACAGACAAAACCGAAACCGUCAUUUAGAAGAAUUAGAAGUGAUGAUAAUUUCAAAUAUUCGGCUUUACCCGUAUCGAUUAAUCAAACAUCUAAAAGCGAGAGAGCAGAGGGGGCUCGGGAUCAAGAACUCCUGCAAAAAUCAGAUAAACGGUUAUCGAAACCCGAAGAUGUCAGAAGAAAGCUCGAGUUCAAUUGCCUAAAUGGUAGUGGUGUACAUGAUACCCUUGUUGUAGAGCGGUUAGAUUGUAAAUAUUUACCAGCGCGCAGACAAAGCGUAAAAAUUAAACUUGCAGUUCCAGCUUCUGACCAAGCUAUUGGUGAUGGAAGCGCAGAAUCGGAUUCAAAUCAUGAGUAUUUUAGUCAUAUUCCUGAUGAUCGUGAUUCUGAGAUAAGAUGUGAUGCUAGUGAUAUUGGAGAAAGUGAGACAGAUCAUAAUUUUGGAAUUAGUAGUGACUUAGUGGAUUCAAGUUUUUCUGCAACCAGUGACGAUGAUACAUUGAAUACAUCUUUCUUUAGUAAACUACAAUCCGAGAAAACAGAAAAUAGCAAUAAAAUGGAAAUGGAUGUAAAGACGAAAGAUGAGAGGAUCGCUCAUAAGAUGUCGGUAGCUACCAGAUACGACACAGAAACUAACUACAAAGCUAAGGAAGGCUGCUCUACGGUUUUUACCCCACCGAUUUCGCAGAAAUCCACACAAUCAUCUGAUGAUUCAAAAUUAAGUAUUCUGACUCCUUAUCAAGCACCAGUCUUUACAGCAGAUGAUGGACAUUCAUCUGAGCUAUUCUCCUCAGAGCAUAGUCAGAAAGUCACUAUCUAUGAACCAUAUAAAAAAGCACCAAACAGAAAGGAAGUAUUGGAUUCUUUAGAUUCUCUUAAAAUACCUCACAUCAAGUAUGAACAGCCUUAUUAUAGUAACUGGGAAGAUGUUACUGGAAGUGUAGACGUAGGAUACAACGUAUUAAUGAUAAAAAGUAAACGUACUAUUCAUCUAUCAGAAUUCGAAUCACAAACUGACGCACUGAAUACUUUUAGAGGAUACAGGUUAGGCGAUCAGCUGCAGAAGAAAACAGACAUGAAUAAAGUGCUUUUGAGUUAUUGUAGACCUGGUGAUAUAAUAGUUACUCCUGUAAGAAAACCACCGACUUGCAAAUUGGUAGUAGAUUCUAUGAAAGAGAAGGACGAAGUUAAACGCUCUAUUGUUAAACAUAAACCAGAAAAAAUGAAAUUACAUGUGCCUUUAAGUCCAGGUGAUCAUUUAGAGUUAGACUUGUCUUUGACUCUGACCCCAUAUUCUUCCGCAAAAACUACGCAGUCAAGUCCCAAUCAGAGUCGUGAAGGAUCUUCUAGCCCCUCUUUUGGCAAUGUUUGUAAAAGAAGAAAAUCGGAAAUAAGAGAAAAAUUGUUAGGAAAAUCCUUGUUAAGUGACAACUCUCAACAUGGUCGAUCCUGUGAGAUUACUGGUUUAACAGGAAGUGAUAACUUAGACUUUGAUAAAUCUGUAGAGAAUCUGAAAGGUGCCAGAGCAGUUUUAGAACAUCAAAAUCUAACUCUUAUGGUUAUGGAGGUACAUGUCGAGAGCAGAGGAGAUUUGAGACCAGAUCCUGCGUAUGAUCCUAUAAAAGCUAUAUUUUACUCGAUUUCAAAUGAUGUACCUGAAAAUAGUAGCAAAGUAACUAAAUGUAGAGGAGCAAUGGUUGUUAAUGCUUUGCCUGUAUGUUCUAUCACUGAUCAAUAUCAUCUUUUGGAUGGUAUUUGUAUAGACUGUGAUAUUACUUAUGUAUGUAGCGAAAAAGAACUCUUAGAGAAAUUUAUGAAAUUUGUAGAGAAAUGUGAUCCUGAUAUUGUAGCUGGCUAUGAAAUACAAAUGUUGUCCUGGGGCUACCUUAUCGAUAGAGGGAACACUAUAGGAAUCAAUAUGAUAUCUGAACUAGGUAGGAGCAAAUCCGGUCAUUUAAUCCGCAAAGAAGACCAAUCCUCAAAAGACCUUAAACUUAUAGGUAGAAUAGUAUUGGAUAUUUGGAGGAUAAUGAGACACGAGAUAGCAAUUCAAAGUUACACUUUCGAAUCUAUAGUCUAUCAUAUUCUGCAAAAACGAGUGCCUUACUACUCAUUCAAAGACCUCACAUUUUGGUGGUCUCAUAGGUCGAAUCUAUACAGACAUAGAACGGCAUCUUAUUAUUUUUAUAGAGUUGCUACUAUUUUGGAUCUAUUUGAUAAACUGGACUUGAUUGGAAGAACUAGUGAGUUGGCUAGGCUCUUCGGUAUUCAAUUCUACGAAGUUUUGUCAAGAGGAUCUCAAUUCAGAGUAGAAUCUAUGAUGCUACGGCUUGCGAAACCGUUAAAUUUCAUAGCAGUGUCGCCUAGUGUUCAACAAAGAUCUCAAAUGCAGGCUCCAGAGUACAUACCGCUUAUUUUGGAGCCAGAAUCGAAGAUGUAUAAUGAUCCAGUAAUCGUUUUAGAUUUCCAAAGUUUAUAUCCUUCAAUAAUAAUUGCAUACAACUACUGUUUCACAACUUGUUUAGGGAAGGUGAAAUGUCUAGGUAGAAAUACGACAUUCAAGUUCGGAGCAACACAACUGAAAGUAUCUAGAGCUAGACUUGAAAAGUUACUCAAAAAAGAUUUGUUGAACUUUUCCCCAGGUGGCGUGGCAUUUGUUAAGAAAGAAGUUAGGGACGGUAUAAUGCCUAGGAUGCUGAGAGAAAUAUUAGAUACGAGGUUAAUGGUGAAGAAUUCUAUGAAAGAAAACAAAGACGAUUGCGUUUUACAGAAGGUUUUGCAUAAUAGGCAGCUAGGAUUGAAAUUGAUAGCUAAUGUAACAUAUGGUUACACGGCAGCUAAUUUUAGCGGCAGAAUGCCUGCUGUAGAGCUUGGUGAUAGUGUAGUUAGUAAAGGAAGGGAAACCUUACAAAGAGCUAUCGAUUUGGUGGAAAGUACUCCCGAGUGGGGUGCGAAAGUAGUAUAUGGUGACACUGACUCUCUGUUUGUAUGUGUCCCUGGCAGGUCUAAAGAACAUGCAUUUGAAGUUGGAGCUCUUAUAGCUGAAGCUGUCACUAAUUCGAACCCUGAUCCAGUAAAGUUAAAACUCGAAAAGGUAUAUCAACCGUGCAUUUUACAAACCAAAAAGAGAUAUGCUGGCUAUAUGUACGAGUGCCCUGACCAAGAAGAACCCAUUUUUGAAGCAAAAGGUGUAGAAACCGUUAGACGUGAUGGGUGUCCAGCUGUUAGCAAGAUGCUAGAAAAAUGUCUGCGUAUCUUAUUUGAUACGAAAGACGUGAGUUUGGUGAAAAAAUACGCAAUGAGACAGUUCAGCAAGAUUCUUGCUGGUCGAGUUAGUAUCCAGGAUCUCACCUUUGCUAAAGAAUACAGGGGAUCAAGAGGUUAUGCCCAUAGUGCCUGCGUACCUGCCUUAGAACUAGCAAGGAAGUGGUGUACUACAGACAGAAGACGUGAACCUAGAAGCGGUGAACGUGUGCCUUACGUUGUAGUGAAUGGUCCUCCUGGUCUACCCGUCAUCAAAUUAGUACACAGUCCUAGAGAUCUGUUGAACGAUCCAUCACUUAGGCCAAAUGCUCAAUAUUACAUUACUAGAGCAAUAAUUCCACCCUUGAACAGAUGUUUCCAACUUAUUGGAGCAGAUGUUUCCGAAUGGUUUCGUAACAUGCCUAGAAAACAGACUCAGUAUUUACUAAAUUCAGUAUCGCCAGGAAAGAAGAGCACGAUAUCUCAAUACUUUUCCACAACAAGCUGCGUGGUUUGUGGAGAACAGACACAAACUGCAAUUUGUGAAAAAUGCACCAAGAAACCUCAACUCACAAUGGUGACUUUGAUGGAAAAAAUGAGACACUGGGAACAAUAUCACCAGAAUGUUGACCUCAUUUGCCAAACUUGUACCUUAAGGCAAACCGAGAUAAAAUGCAUUUCAAUGGACUGCCCUGUGUAUUACCGAAGGAUUCAAACAGGGCGUGAUGUACAACAGACUGAAUGGUUACGGAGUCAACUAUCGUUAUGUGAUUUUUAAGGGUCUGUUUUAUGGACAUGCUUUGAGGGCUGAGUGACAUUUAUUUUGUUGUUUUAAAAAACUAAAAUGCAAAGUUCUCAGAUAGUAUUUUGCACUUCAUAAUCCAAACGACGGUUAUAAUGGGUGAUUCAUUUAUAGGUACUUUUUUCAGCAACAAAAUAAAAUCACAAAAUUCUUUUUUCUUGUCAAAUCUUUUUUAUUAAAGAAAAUACCAAUGAUUCCACCGACCCAUAAACCACACCAAACCGUUGUUUUCGCUGGAUAUAAUGGCAGCUCUUGAUCCACUCCGGGUAGUUCUUCACCCCAAAUACGACAGUUUUGUUUAUUAACGUAGCCGUUAAGCCAAAAAUGGGCCUCAUCGCUAAACAAAAUUUUGCUCGAAAACAUCGAAUCUUCUUCAAGCCGUGCAAGAGCCCAAAGACUGAAACGAUGACGUUUUGGAAGGUCGGCCGGCUUCAAUUAUUGAACGAGUUAAAUUUUGUAUGGUUUCAAAUUAAGAUUCUUACGUAAAAUACGCCAAGUUGUUGAAUACGACAAGCCAAGCUCUUGAGAACGGCGCCGAAUCGAUUCUUCACGGUCCUCACGUAUACUUUCAGCUACCGCAGCCAUAUUUUCUUCACUGCGUGCUGGAUAUGGUCUAUUUGGUCGGGUAUUAUCCAAUAAUGAAAAUUGGGUUUCAAAUUUUUCGACCGUACGACGAAUUGUGCGUUCGGUGGGCCGAUUAUGUACACCAUAAGUGCACGAAACACACUUCUCGCAGAACGUUGAUUUUCGUAGUACAGCUGAAUUAUUUGUAGACGCGGUGCUGGACUAAGUCUUUCCAUGAUGAAAUCUCGAACAAUACUGAAACAGAAAAUGUCAAAUUAGUUGUCAUGACGCAUGCGCCAUAAGCAAUUACAGCCACACCAAAAAAGUACCUCUAAAUGAAUCACCCGUUAUUUCCCUAGCGGGUUAAAAAAUCGUUCUACCUACCUUUGCUUGAUAUUCUUCCAAAAUUGUUUGAGUUUUUGUUUGUAUUUUCAGUGAACAUUUUUACUGCCUACGCCUACUGGCGGAGAGGUAUUGUAAUCGUGAAAAAUUUGGAAAAUGAAAAGAAAUCAUGAUCAUAUUGUCUAAAGUAGAAAAGAUAUAUGGAAUCAAAUAGCUGUCGAUAUUAAUUUUGCUUCUACUGAAAAUUUGUAUAAAAUCAGUUACGCCUGUUUGCGGUAUAGGCGACGAUAUUUCAUGCAUCAUUCACCCUUAAAACUGGACUGCGCUGUGCAUAUGUUGAAGGGCAAUAUCGUCAUUCACGCGGGAUUAGCCAUCACAACCAUCAUGUGCGCCUGCAGCAAUUCCUCUCGGAGGGAGGAGGAAGGUCAUUUAAUUUUUUGUCGUACAUGUUCAUAGCUAAUUUUGUCUCAGAAUUGCUAACUUCUGCCAAAAAUAAUGCUUUACGAACUAAUUAAACCGUCGCGUGGGAACUACAGACUCAACUUACUUGACGCCAUUUUUUCACAAGGUGACAUUAUACCUUUUUUUUGCCAUAUAGAUUUUUUACGUAAUACUACUGCCGGUGUCUACAAAAACAGAGUUGGAUGUAGUACUGGUUGCCUGUGUGUACAUUUUACUGAUGCCUAUUUCGAAAUAAACUCGAGAAAGUAAAUACAUACAGAUGAAGCCAGCAAAGAAAAAUAUUUCUGACAUUGAUGACAGCCUGUGAUAUCUGCUACAGCCUACUGUGAAAUGCAAAGGUUAAAUCCUCUCUUGAACGUCCUUCGGGGUUAUUAUUGCAUUGGUUCCAAGGGUAGUUCAACCCUGAAACGGCACUCAGCCCUCAAGGGUCCGUUAUAAUAAUAUGGCUCUAGGUCAAGUAUAGUAUAUUUUUAUUUCAAUUGUGAUAUGAAAAAAUAAUUAAGUUUCAAACUUGCCUGCAAGGAAUAUGACGCAACUAAAUUACUUUGCAUAGUAGGGAAAAUUGUGCCGAAAACGACAUACUUUUAUUAGAAAAUUAUUUUGUUGAAUUAUUACAACGUUAUUGGUUUAAAACAUUUAGACAUAUUUAUCAGUAAAGUUCACUAUAAUGUUACAAAUUAUAUAAAUUUAUGCAAGUGUGCAUUUUUUCAUUUUGCCCUGAUGUGUUGGGCAAAAUGACAUGGUCUAUGUCAUUAUGCCCAAAACAAUUUAAAAACGCUAAAUUGAACAGGAAAUAUUAUGUUUUGAUAAGUUUUAUUAACAGAUGUUGUUAUUAAGUACAUUGUUGCAUACUUUAAAAAUAUUUCUAUUACACUCAUUUACAUAAUUGGCAUCGUAUCAAGGUUUCUCCAAAUCGAGACCUUUUGUAUGUAUCAUUACAAAACAGACAUGCUGAAUCUUCAUCACUAUCUCCUUCUACUUCCGUUCACUAUCUCCUUCUACUUCCGUGUUUUGCUUUUCUCAUCGGAGUCAGUAUACGUUACCACAUUUCUUUCCCUUCCGGAUUUUCUCAGAGAUUGUUUUUUUUUUUCAACUAUUAUGACAAUUUUUCGCUUAGCCUUAUCUUUCUCACAUUUUUUAACUUCUUUUUGGUUUUUAAUGGACUCUUUAGCCUUAAUUUCUUCAAUGUAUGGACUCUUUGUCAACACCUUAGACACUUCAGAUCUUCUUUGACGUUUUUGUAAUUCGCUACUGUUUGAAGCUUCUGGAAGUGGUGAUAAUACAGUGAGACACUCGCUGAUACUAUUGUCAUUUCCUGGAUUUCCAUUUCUUUGAAUUCAUGAUUUUCAACUGUUCUUGAGUUUUUUCUUGUGGCUCACAUGACAUUCCGAAAUAUAAAAUGGUAUUUCAGCAAGAUUUAUGGUGGAUGGUUCUGCAUUACUGCUUCCAGCAACAGGAGAAAUCUUCGGAAAAAUCUCUGGUAGCACUAAAGAUACUCGGGAAAUAUAUUGGUGUUGCUUGGGUUGAUACCGGUAACAGUAAAAGUACUAAGUGCAUUGCCAUGUGUUGCAUAUUUUGAAUAUGCAGCAGAAAAUAAAGCGCUUAUUUGGUAUAAACAAACAGUCCUUCCUGGGUGAUUUUUGAGCCAUAAAUAAGGUUACUUCGCUGUUAUAGUACGACUCUAAGGGACCAAAAAAGGCCACGACGACUUAUGGCUGCAAUCGGUGGGUACAGUGAGGUGGCAGACAUAAAACGACAACCCCAUUUUCCUGGGCAUUCAGGACAGCUUUUAAAUUCUUGACUUGCAUGGCCAUCAACCAUUAAAAUCACUUUUUGCUCCUUGCUCGGCUUCACAUGUUUAACGAAGUGAUUAAUCCAAUGUUCAAAAAGUUCUGAUAUCAAAUAACUAGUCCCAUGACAGAGCUCCAGAGUUCCAGGUGGUGCCCCAUCGAAUAGUUCAGGUUUGUAAUUUUUUCGCUAAAAAAUCAACGCCGGAGGGAUGAAUUGCCACAAAGAGCCCACACAAGCAACUCCUAUUAUGUGAGCACUUCUCUCCGCAGUAGUCAAUGCUCCAACUUACUUCUUUCCUUUUUUCGCAAAUACCUUUGGAGGUUUUUACACUGUGGUAAGAGUCGAUUCGUCCAUAUUAUAAAGUCUUUCAGAAGGAAUAUUUUCAUUUUCCAUUACUUCUUGCAGUAAACAAGAAGAAAUUGUUAACCUGGACUUUAGUAAACGCACGAGCACGUGCAGAUGAAGUCGGCUCUGGUGACCGGAGAUUCCGCUGGCGAAAACCUUUGAGCCAAUCCCAUCCUGCGAUUUCGUUAGUCUUAUUAAAAGAGUAAUUGUAGUGCCUCAUUUCGGCUAAGUUGUACGCCAGUUUCCUCUUCGGUUGAUGAAAAACCAAACAAUCGUGAUUCAUAUUCAAGCAUGAACUUCUUAAGCUCCCUUCAGCUUCCUUCGGCAAAGUCUUUUUCGAACGGCUUAAACCUUUUCGCGCAUCAGUUACAAGUACAUUUUUUGCUGCACUCUUCUGCGUAAUGUAGCUUGAGGAUCAUUAAUCGUUUUAGCUGUAUUUAACCAGCCCAUCUUCUAUUUUCUAAUCGCUUCUAUAGCUCGAUUAUACUCACUUUGAUAUUACGACAAGCACUGACGAAGCGGCCGAUUUUUGCGGGUUAUGUAUUCGCAGAUUCUCUAGUGACCAUCUUAGGAACUGAAUACCAAAUGUGUCAUUUUGCCCUGGUAUGUCGUUUUUGGCACAAUUCUCCUAAUUGUAAAACGCAUUUUCGAUUGUGUAUUUUUUGUUUUUCAUGUACUUUUAUGAUGAAGCUUUUUUAUUCUAGCUGCGUUAUUUUGUUAAUAUUUAUUAUUCCAUUUUACGUUGAUUUUUUAUAACUUUUUUUAUGUAUGUAUUUAUAUUGUAUAAAGAACGUAGUUCAAUUAUUUUUUCUAAUUUCAUUUAGGUUUUAAUAAUAGCUUCAGCUAAUAGGUAUUAAAGUACAAACUAUGUGAUAUGAGAACUGUAUUUGUCACUUAUUGUCUUAGGAUAAAGACGCUUUUUCACAAUGUUUAAAGAAACGUUUGGUUUUGAGUAUAUAUAUAUAUAUAUAUAUAUA
Acanthoscelides obtectus is the source of this 10707-nucleotide messenger RNA. NCBI's taxonomy places the organism in Eukaryota, Metazoa, Arthropoda, Insecta, Coleoptera, Chrysomelidae. The record is from the annotation of a GenBank genome assembly.